AUGAUGAGUGGGAGCGUUAAAUAUGCUGUUUUCAGCGGUUGUUGUGCUUCGGCAGCCAGUAUAUUCGGGAAGUUGUCUGGGUUGCCUAUGUUCGAGGGAUUAUUUAUCGUAAGAGUAUUAUUCUUCAUUUUUAUGUUAAUUUGUAAUGCAGGAGUAUGGACACUAUUUGUUAAGGCAUUACAAAACGUGGAAUCAUCUCUAACAGCAACUGUGAUUAGUGCAGCCUCUAACUAUUGUAUGUCUGCUAUCACUGGGUUUUUUAUUUUUGGAGAAAUAACAACUUUAAUAUGGUGGUCAGGCAUGUUUAUUAUUAUAACCGGACUACUGCUUAUUGUAACAGAUCAACCAAAGGAAGACAUUCCCUGUUCAAAAACUUCGUAA
Messenger RNA from Zophobas morio, 381 nucleotides. Its product is annotated as transmembrane protein 42. The transcript is spliced from 3 exons. NCBI's taxonomy places the organism in Eukaryota, Metazoa, Arthropoda, Insecta, Coleoptera, Tenebrionidae. The record is from RefSeq and is a predicted model, not a curated record. Bases 1 to 381 code for a protein of 126 amino acids.